Messenger RNA from Agrilus planipennis (emerald ash borer), 1421 nucleotides. RefSeq names its product actin-related protein 2/3 complex subunit 1A (gene Arpc1). The record is from RefSeq and is a predicted model, not a curated record. Gene Ontology annotation, biological process: Arp2/3 complex-mediated actin nucleation. Lineage: Eukaryota; Metazoa; Arthropoda; Insecta; Coleoptera; Buprestidae. The coding region runs from base 161 to 1285 and encodes 374 amino acids. Gene Ontology annotation, cellular component: Arp2/3 protein complex; actin cytoskeleton. The transcript is spliced from 2 exons. Gene Ontology annotation, molecular function: actin filament binding.
UCAAACAUAGCCUUAAAGUCUGAAGUUAAACAUAACCCUACUUUUAGAUAAGUCAUCAUCGGAUGAUCUCCGUUAAAGCCAAGCCCUUUCUUAAUUGAUUGUAGGUAGUAUCUCAAAUAAAACACCAUAUUCGUGUUGACUGACCAUAGUCCGCGAAAAAAUGACUGAACAGCACCGAUUUGGUAACAUUUCAACUCCUAUAACCUGUCAUGCUUGGAAUAAAAAUAGGACAAAAAUUGCCCUCUCCCCUAACAACCAUGAAGUACAUAUUUAUGAAAAAAUUGGUAAUGAAUGGAAACUUCAAGAUGUUCUAAGUCAACACGAUUUACGAGUUAUGGGGAUUGACUGGGGCCCAAAUACUAAUCGUAUUGUAACAUGUGCCAUUGAUCGUAAUGCUUACGUGUGGACUCAAAGUGAUGACGGUAAAUGGAAACCUACCCUUGUUCUACUAAGAAUUAAUCGUGCAGCAACAUGUGUAAAAUGGUCUCCCGAAGAGAAUAAAUUUGCUGUAGGAUGCGGGGCACGACUUAUAUCUGUUUGCUAUUUCGAAUCAUCGAAUGAUUGGUGGGUGUCUAAGCAUAUAAAAAAGCCUAUUCGUUCAACAGUUACUUCAUUAGACUGGCAUCCAAAUAACAUAUUAUUGGUAGCUGGAUCAGCUGAUUUUAAAGUUCGAGUAUAUUCAGCUUACAUGAAAGACAUCGAGAAAAUGCCGGAACCAACUCCAUGGGGUGCAAAAAUGUCUCUCGGGCAAUUAUUGGCCGAAUUUAUUAACUCUCCUUCAGGUGGGGGUUGGAUUCACAGUGUAAGCUUUUCCCCCAGCGGUAAUAAAAUUUGCUGGGUGGCUCAUGAUUCCAGUAUUAAUGUGGCCGAUGCAGCACGAGGAAAUGUAGUGUUUAAACUAAAGACUGACCAGUUACCGUUUUUGAGCUGUAUUUGGGUUACUGAACGAUCGAUUGUAGCUGGAGGAUACAGUUGUGUUCCUCUUUUAUAUUCCCUGGGUUCAAACGGUCAGCUUGGAUUCGUAGCCAAACUGGACAAUUCACAAAAGAAAGAAGUAAGUGGUUUUUCUGCUAUGAAAAAGUUCCAAUCCUUGGAUAAACAGGCGAGAAUUCAUGUUGAUAACGGUUUGGAUUCAAUACAUCAAAAAGCUAUAACAACUAUCCGUUUAUAUUCCGGAACUAACGCGGACGCUACCAAGAUAAGCACUUCCGGAUUGGACGAUCAUUUGGUCGUUUGGGAUCUUAUGUCCCUUGAAACUGCUAUUCAGGGACUUAAAAUUGUUUAAUUGUCUCUUAAAUUUUUAAUUAAUUUUACCCAUCAAGUUUUAGAUGUAAGAAGUAACUACUUAUUGCAUUUAUUACAAGACUUUAAAUAAUGUGACGUACCCUUUUGAAACAAUAAAGUUACAAAAAUGAUAGUCA